AUGACAAACGAAAGCAAUCUUCAAGUCACCUUUUCAAAGCGGCGAACUGGUCUGUUCAAGAAGGCCAGUGAAAUUAUCACCCUCUGUGGUGUUGAGCUCGCCCUUGUUGUCUUCUCGCCGGGUAACAAGGCCUUCUCUUUUGGCGUCCCUAGCGUUGACACUGUUAUUGAUCGUUAUCUUGGUCGCAACCCACCGGAAACUUCAAUAACUUCACAGAUCGUCGAGGCUUGCCGUGAGUCUAAUGUCCAUCGACUCAACAUGGAGCUUACUCAGAAUCUCAAAAAAAAAAACGUGGUGAAGAGCUUCACCAAAUGGAGAAAGCAAACCAACGACAACAUUGGUUUUCAGUCACCAGUCGAGGAAUUUUAUCUCUCUCAUCUCCUGCAACUCAAAUCUGCCAUGGAUGGGUUGAAAAGGAAUGUGCAAACGCAGAAGGUAGCUAUUCUGAAUGCAAAUCCCCAGCAGUUUUACUUAGGUAGUUCAAGCCAAAGGCUGCAAAUUCAUGAUUACAACAAUAGUAUGAUGGAUGGGGGAUACCUUGUUCUUCCACCAUCGAGAUAUAAUCUCAAUCGUUUUACAAGGAUACAAUGUCAAUCCUUUGGAAGUAUACAAUAUUAA
Messenger RNA from Hibiscus syriacus, 618 nucleotides. Its product is annotated as agamous-like MADS-box protein AGL62. The record is from RefSeq and is a predicted model, not a curated record. Lineage: Eukaryota; Viridiplantae; Streptophyta; Magnoliopsida; Malvales; Malvaceae. Gene Ontology annotation, biological process: regulation of transcription by RNA polymerase II. Gene Ontology annotation, molecular function: protein dimerization activity; RNA polymerase II cis-regulatory region sequence-specific DNA binding; DNA-binding transcription factor activity, RNA polymerase II-specific. The transcript has 2 exons. The coding region runs from base 1 to 618 and encodes 205 amino acids.